AUGUUCUCCAAGAAGCAAAGUACUGCUAUCGUAUUAGCCAUUACCUUCACUGCUUCUAUGUUCCUAUUCACGGAAGGACUGCCUUCUGGUAAUCAACCAGCAGAGGGACAAUCAAAAUGGGGAAAUCACUAUUCGCCAAGUGCUGCCGAUAAGAAAGCUGCUGAAGAAGCAAAGAAGGCUGUAGAAAAUCAAAGUGAUCCUCGUCACCCCUUAUACUUUCCAGGUCACCAUUCAACUCGUCCUCAUACAGAAAAAGAGGCUGAUAAAGAUGAUCACGCUCGUCAUCGUGGCAUUGGCAACGCAUCAAACACUGGCAAUCGAGGACAGUGA
Molecule: messenger RNA, 330 nt
Organism: Meira miltonrushii
Lineage: Eukaryota; Fungi; Basidiomycota; Exobasidiomycetes; Exobasidiales; Brachybasidiaceae
Exons: 1
Coding region: 1-330 (109 amino acids)
Source: RefSeq, a predicted model, not a curated record